AUUUUCCAUCACUUACCGGGUAAGAUUAUUAGUCCUUGUUAUGUUUUUUACUGGAUAAAAUUCUCAGUCUUUACCAUACUCAUUGGUAAGAUAAGUGACACCCGGUGAAAUUUUGAUGAAUGGCCAUUUAAUUUGGGACGGAGGAAGUACAAUGUUGUGUUGAAUUUGUGAUCAUUAGAAACCGGUAUAUCCAUAUUUUUCUGAAACUAGAGGGUAGUGAAAUGUAACUUGUAAAAGAUGAAGGAUGCAUGCUGAAUGAGCCACAAAAGUUGGUGGAAAUCAUAGGAUGGCAUAGUGUUGUGUUAUUGUCUGAUUGCUCUAACAAUUCCACGCAUUAACGCAACCCUGAAUUUCUACAUCUCUAAAAUGGAAUCCUGACUAAGAUAUCCAAAUUGAAGGUGAAAUCCUCAUCUUCAAUACCCCCACCAGUACAAUUUCCCCCAAAUUAUCAUGACUUUGUGUGCCGCAGACACCGCCAGAACGAUCGCAUGUCGCGACGGCGAUGCGGCGGCGACGCUCAAGCUCAUUUCCAUGUUCGUUAUAUUCUUCACAAGCGUUGUUGGUAUAUCGGCGCCGGUGAUGCUCGCUCGUCUCUUUCAUGGCAAGCCUCUAUACGAUAAGGCGAUUUUGGUUAUUAAAUGUUUCGCUGCCGGAGUCAUUUUAUCGACCUCACUUGUUCAUGUGCUUCCCGAUGCGUUCGAUGCACUUGCGGAUUGCCAUGUCUCUUCGCAUCAUCCAUGGAAGGACUUUCCGUUCUCCGGUCUGAUUACUUUGAUCGGAGUAUUAACGGCGCUGUUAGUGGAUUUAACGGCGACAUCGCAUGUUGAUGGAUACAGUCACGGGCAUGGACAUGGAAAUGGAAAUAAGGAGGUUGCCGGUUACACACAGAUUGGAGGGAGUGAGGAAUUGAAGAAAUCCGUGGUGGAGAUAGAGGUGGUGGAAGCGGAGGAGGAGAGACGGCGGUUGAAGGAGGAUGAGAUGGUGAAGAUGAAACAGAAGAUGGUUUCUCAGGUGUUAGAGAUAGGGAUCAUAUUCCAUUCGGUGAUCAUCGGAGUAACGAUGGGGAUGUCACAGAACAAGUGUACGAUUAAGCCGUUGGUGGCGGCGUUGGCGUUCCAUCAGAUCUUCGAAGGGAUGGGCCUCGGCGGUUGCAUCGCUCAGGCAGGAUUUGGAUUCGGAACCACAGCUUACAUGUGCUCCAUGUUUGCGGUGACAACGCCAAUGGGGAUCGUGUUGGGGAUGAUCUUGUUCUCGGUGACAGGGUAUGACGAUAGCAGCCCGAACGCAUUGAUCCUUGAAGGUCUUUUGGGUUCGUUGUCUUCAGGGAUACUCAUAUACAUGGGUCUUGUGGAUCUCAUCGCUCUCGAUUUCUUUCAUAAUAAGUUGAUGAGUUCAGAAACUUGGUUAAAAAAGACCUCGUUUGCAGCCUUAGUUCUCGGCUCUACUUCCAUGUCGAUUCUUGCUCUUUGGGCUUGAAGUUUCACACCUAAAUCGAUCAUAGUAAUGUACAACUGACAUCUACAUUGCGUUUCUAUAAAAAUCAACUCUUUCCCAAUCA
Molecule: messenger RNA, 1558 nt
Organism: Cynara cardunculus var. scolymus (artichoke)
Lineage: Eukaryota; Viridiplantae; Streptophyta; Magnoliopsida; Asterales; Asteraceae
Product: zinc transporter 6, chloroplastic
Exons: 2
Coding region: 451-1476 (341 amino acids)
Biological process (GO): zinc ion transmembrane transport
Cellular component (GO): plasma membrane
Molecular function (GO): zinc ion transmembrane transporter activity
Source: RefSeq, a predicted model, not a curated record